Molecule: messenger RNA, 608 nt
Organism: Abrus precatorius (Indian licorice)
Lineage: Eukaryota; Viridiplantae; Streptophyta; Magnoliopsida; Fabales; Fabaceae
Product: signal recognition particle 19 kDa protein
Exons: 3
Coding region: 96-509 (137 amino acids)
Biological process (GO): SRP-dependent cotranslational protein targeting to membrane; SRP-dependent cotranslational protein targeting to membrane, signal sequence recognition
Cellular component (GO): signal recognition particle, endoplasmic reticulum targeting
Molecular function (GO): 7S RNA binding
Source: RefSeq, a predicted model, not a curated record
CCAAACCUCUCUCUCUCAACGCAUUCAUCAAUCCUCAUAUAUACUACAGAUCUUAAGAUUGAGUUUGCGAUUUGCUUUCAUUUUGAGUGAGGAAUAUGGAUGCUGCCGAAUUGCCCAGCAUAAAGAAGUGGAUUGUGAUGUAUCCCGUUUACAUAAAUUCCAAGAAAACGGUGGCAGAAGGAAGGCGCAUCGCACUCACCAAAGCGUGCGAAAACCCUACUUGUGCUGAAAUUGGUGAUUGUUGCAGCUAUCUUAAAAUCCCUUUCGCAAUCGAGAUAGAUAAGGCUUACCCUCGUGAUUUCAUGCAAAGAGGGCGAGUGAGGGCAUUGCUCAAAAAAGAAGAUGGCACUCUCUUUAAUCCCUCCAUUUCAUCCAGAAAGCAACUAAUGCUUCGCGUUGCAGAGAUGGUACCAAGACAUCAUGGAAGGACUAAAAAGCAGGAGGCUGCAUCAACAUCAACCGCCGGACCUUCCAACAAAUCUGGGAAGGGUGGAAAGAAGAGAAGAUAGUUGUGUUUGAAAUGCCGUCACAUGUUGAUAUUAGGGUGACUUGCCGGAUGUAUUAUCUGUUCUAAUAGGAUUAAGUAUCCCAACUAAGUUGAAUUUUUC